Dreissena polymorpha is the source of this 3402-nucleotide messenger RNA. RefSeq lists its product as uncharacterized. The coding region runs from base 116 to 574 and encodes 152 amino acids. Gene Ontology annotation, biological process: negative regulation of translational initiation. The record is from RefSeq and is a predicted model, not a curated record. The transcript has 4 exons. Lineage: Eukaryota; Metazoa; Mollusca; Bivalvia; Myida; Dreissenidae. Gene Ontology annotation, molecular function: mRNA regulatory element binding translation repressor activity. Gene Ontology annotation, cellular component: cytoplasm.
ACUCAUAACAUAUCCGUUACAUGUAUGUAUUUCUGCGCGCAAAUAGAUCAGCGGAUCAAAAUAUUUACAUUUCCCAGCAAAACAAGGACAAUUGAGCACAAAAGCUAAGAAAAGUAUGAAUAUGCGACUGCCUCGCUACCUGGUGGACUCGGAUCCACUGCUGACCAAUGUUGUUUUGCUGUUAGGGGAAGACCCUGCACUGGAGGUCUCAGACACUGAAUGGACGGCAGAAGAACUGGAGAAUGCUGAACAACAGGUGGAAGCUGUGCUGAUGGAAGAAGCCCUGAUCGAAGCAUGCUUCGAAGAAAUGAUGGAGGAAGAGGAGGAUCGUUGGUUCCACAAUCAUGUCAUCGCCAUGCAGCCACCUGUCUACCUGUUUACUCCCCCUUCCCAGGCACCUCUGCAGCAGUUGUCAUCAUCUACCUUGCAAUACGUGCCUGUUUGGCUGUCCAUGGCACAGACACCAACUGAAAAUUAUAGUUCAACUAAUGUUCAUUGCGAACAUAAGUAUUUUCUGGUCAGUCAACUUAAUCCAGAGGCUCCAGAGUUUUAUCCUCAUUCAAUGAUGUCAUAGGAGACAUACUGAGGUGUGCCGAGUCUACAGUGCUUUCAAAGUUGACAUGAUCGUGGCAUUAUUCACAGUGCUUUUUAUUUUUACCUGAGCAUGAAAUGCUCUCGUGAGCUGUGUAUAUCUUAGUGAUACAUCCACUUCCAGUAACUGUAUCGAGCAGAAUACAUUUGAAGAAUAUUGUCUACCUUAGGAUUAUAAAUAUCUGCGUAACUUAGCCCCUUCUAGAACUAAGAUGGAAAAAAUAAUACAAUUUUUCAAGGAGAUUUUGUAUACAACUAUAUUCUUAAAGUACAUGUAAGUACUGUCAUGUAUGUAAAGCUUUUGAAAGCAUCGUCAAAUUCACAGAAAAAAUAUUUGACGAAAUUUAUUUUGAAGAAAAUUCUUUAAAAAAAAUGAAAUAAAUUCUUAAAACUAAAAAAAAAGUGUCCUCUUUGUUUGUUUGAUUAUAAGUUUUGGACUGAGCCUUCAUUGGGUUUCAUUAUUAUUUCCUCAUGUGUUUCGAAUACAAGUAUCUAGAGCUUAAAGCAGGUUUUUUUAUCACCUGUGAUAUUUCAUUUGUUGUAUUUGCAAUCAUGUGUUGGUAUGUACUUUACUGUGUGAUUGUCCAAAGCUGAACUGUAUUCAGCAAUUCUAUCUAAUCAGCAAAAUUACCAUAUUGACAUAUAACUCAUUAACGAAAAUUAACAUAAUUUUAACAAGGUAAGAAACAUGCAUGAGACCACGGUAAGGAUACCAUUUGAGGGAAAAAAAGAAAUGAGCCCGGCUCUGUGAAAAAAGGGGUUGAAUGCAUGUGCGUAAAGUGUCCUCCACACAGGCUAUUCAGGGAUGACACUUUCUGCCUAAACCUAAUUUUUGCUAAUAAGAGACUUUCUUUUAACGAAAAUAUCAUAAAGGCGGGACGUGCCAUCCCUGAUUUGCCCCUGCGGACUACACAGGCUAAUCUGAGACUACACUGUACACACAUUCAUAAAACCCCAUUUUCACAAAGCACGGCCCAACUUUAAUACUGUGGGAAGUACCAUUGUAACAUUAUUAAGACAAUCUUACACUGAAAGUUAAAAUGUUUUAAAAUGUUACAUAUAACAUUUUUGAUAUGUUAGGUCAAGAAACCAUGAUACUUAUUCAGUGCAUAUUGAUUUGUUGCGUUAUUGGCUGUUUUGUUAGAACAAGGUUAUAGAUAUACAAGUGCUAUUUUACUUUGUGCUUAUCUUUUGUUUUAAUUGCUUAUAUGUAGUUCAGGGUCCCUUACUUGAUAUCUGUUAUAACAUGCUACUUUUGACUGGAUUUGUUGAUGAACAGAAAAUAUGCAAGUGUUUUUGUUUUUUGUCUAAAAAUAUUGAUAUUGGUUUUAAUAUGUAAGACUUAUUUAAGGAAUGGUGAAUGCUGUCUGUCAUGUAUAAAUAAUUUAAAUAAACACAAUACAAUUCAUUAAUCUAAUGUAAACUGUUACUUUAAAGAAUUCUAAUUGCCCUGUUAAGCACAGGGUGUUAUUAAAAUCAGAUGUAAUCAAAUCUAUUUGCUGUCUGUCUGCAUGCUAGAAUUUAAUACUACUAAUAUCUUGGCCUUGUUCAUAUCUGGGUUUGCGUUUGUCAAAAACAAGGUUUCCAGGUUAAAUUUUGUGAAGAAUUUGAAGCCAGAUUUAUGACUCAAUCUUGAUGAAUCUUUGUAAGAAUGUUUAUCAAGACAACUUAGCUGAGUUAGAAUCUGAGUCUGGUGCCUCCAAAAUCAGGUCAAUUCUUAGAAAAACAAUUUUACCAUUUUAGAGGCAAUAUUUAUAAUUCAAUCUAAAUGAAGCAUGUUCUAAAUGUUUAUCUUUACAAUAUCUGACCCAGAUUUUAAUCUGUGUCAUGUGUGUCAAAUAACAGGUCAAAUGUAAGAACAAAUAUUUUGUCUACUUUAGAAGCCACAUUGAUGUGAAUAUUUCUUCAUAAAAUGUAUUCAGCUUUAUAUUUUGACAAUAAAAAUACCAUGAUUAAAUGGAUGUCAAGUGUUUUAUAGAACUACUAGGUCAAGUCAUUGUGUGUGCCUUGCAAUCAGGUGAACUCUCAAUGCUAUCAUAUACCUCUUGUUUACUAUUGUUUUAUUAAACAAUACUUAUAUAAUUGUUAAAUGGCAUUUGGAUUUCAUAGGUUAAAUAGUUCAUGGAUAAUGACAUGGACUUUGUGCCAAAUAUCAUUACAAUCAAUUGUUAUUGUAUAUAAUAACUAAGAUGUGCUGAGUAGGGUUGAAUUGAAGUUCUAUUCAACCAUUAUGGUCAUCACAAAUGUUGUCAUAGCUCAUAUAAUAAAUGGAUAGUGUCUUUUUGAUUUAACACAUGUGGCCAGUAAACACUUGUUUGUUCCUUGUUACAGUAUAAUAGUAUGAUAACAAAAAUUAAAUGCAAGUUAUUUUCUUUCUUUCAAGCCUGUAUCUGAAUUUGAGUAUAAAGUACUCUUAUAUGUGUUGUAGAUUCAGGGGUGUGAUUUUUCCUCCUUUCAGCUGAUUUACUCAGUUUCAAUGACAAACAUUUUUUACAAAUACUAGUAGUUAUUAACUUUGCUCGAUCUAUAUACAGAUGAAGACUUUGUUUGAUCCUUGUAAGGCAAGCAGGGCAUUUUCCUCCACUGAGGUUGUUCAUAAAUCACACCCCUGUAGAUUGUGUUAAUAAAAACAAUUGUUUAUCGACAUGGGUAGCUUUAGUUUUCAAGCAGUUUUUAUCUUUUACUUUGCAUAUUGUAUUUGCAUUCAAGAAACACAGGGAAGAGCUGUGUUUUUGUUCAUAAUCAUGAGUUGAAAGAUUCAACUUUUGUGUGCUUUAUACUAUUUUAAAUAAAUAUGUGAUUACCUUGUUA